Molecule: messenger RNA, 2091 nt
Organism: Morone saxatilis (striped sea-bass)
Lineage: Eukaryota; Metazoa; Chordata; Actinopteri; Moronidae
Product: keratin, type I cytoskeletal 13-like
Exons: 8
Coding region: 420-1760 (446 amino acids)
Molecular function (GO): structural molecule activity
Source: RefSeq, a predicted model, not a curated record
UUUAGGUCUGAGUUGAGUUUCAGGUAUAAACUCUUUUCACUGACAGUGAAAUCUGAGCCGAGCAGCAGCAGAGUCGGUACAAACAUCACAGUCGUCUAUCGAAACAGAUGAGACGGAUCAGAUUCUUACAAUAUUUCUGAAACAACUGCAGUAAAAGUACAAUAUUUCCCUCUGAAUGUCCUGCAGAAGUAUAAAGCUGCAUUAAAAUACUUCAGUCAAGUACAAGUACUUCAAAAUCCUCCUCAGCACAGUUUCAUUCCUCAUGUGGGGGGGGUGUGUCCGGUCCACCACACCCUUCACCUGCAGCUCUGCCCACCUGAGCACCUUUAAAAGGAGGAAACUGAUCGUCUCUCCUCACUUCUCUCCUCUCCUCCCUCCACCGGAGCAGACAGACAAACAGACUCCUCCUCAUCAGCACCAUGACUUCUGUUAUGUACUCCUCUCGGAGCUCCAUGAUGGGCGGCGGCGGGAGCGGCAGCAUUGGCCUGGGGCGAGCAUCCUAUGGCGGCAUGAGCUCCUACAGCAUGGCAGGAGGAGCAGGAGGCGGCGGCGUUAGGGUCUCCCAGGCCAGCAGGAGCUUCUCUGCCAGUGGUGGUGGCGGCUACGGCUUCGGUGGUGGAGCUGGUGGAGGUGCAGGGUUUGGUUCAGGUGGAGGCUUCGGUGGUGGUGCAGGGUUCGGUGGCGGUGCAGGCUUCGGCGGAGGAGCGUUGGUGGACGACAGUGUCGUCGGCAACGAGAAGUUCGCCAUGCAGAACCUGAACGACCGCCUGGCCACCUACCUGGCCAAGGUGGCCGCACUGGAGAAGGCCAAUGGUGAGCUGGAGCUGAAGAUCAGGGGGUUUGUGGAGAGCAAGGUCGGACCCAGCACCAGAGACUACAGCGCCUUCUUUGCCACCAUCACAGAACUGCACGGCAAGAUCCAGGACGCCAUCAUCACCAAAGGUACCGUCAUGCUGAGCAUCGACAAUGCAAAGCUGGCUCAGGACGACUUCAGAAUGAAGUUCGAGAACGAGCUGUCGAUGCGUCAGUCGGUGGAGGCCGACAUCUCCGGGCUGAAGAUGCUGCUGGGAGAAUUGGGCGUGGCCAAAACCGACUUGAGCAUGCAGAUCGACUGCCUGUCGGAGGAGCUGGUGUCCAUGAAGAAGAACCACGAGGAGGACCUGCUGUCCAUGAGAACUCAGAUGACCGGUCAGGUGAACGUGGAGGUGGACGCUGCUCCUCAGGACGACCUCACCAAGGUCAUGGAGGAGAUCAGAGAACACUACGAGGCCGUCGCCGCCAAGAGCCGCAGAGAGCUGGAGAGCUGGUACCAGACCAAGGUGGGGGGACACAACACCAUUUUGGCCACGACGCCCACUACCACCACAUGCACCUCGAGAAUCACUCCAAUACGCCGGACCGGGCUCGGGGCUGAGAUACAACACAGGCAAUCAAUCAAAAUGUCUCUUGAAGCCUCGCUGGCCGACAUCCAGAGCCGCUACGGGAUGCAGUUGAGCGGGUACCAGAUGCAGGUGAGCGGCAUGGAGGAGCAGCUGGUGCAGCUGAGGGCCGACCUGGAGCGGCAGGGACAGGAGUACCAGAUGCUGCUGGACAUCAAGACCCGGCUGGAGAUGGAGAUCGCCGAGUACAGGAGGCUGCUGGACGGAGAGGGAGUCGGAUCUUCAGUCAAAUCCUCUUCAGACCUGUCCUCUUCCUCGUCCUCCACCACCACCACCACCACUACCAAAGUCAUCACGAAGGUCAUCGAGGAGACCAUUUGAGCGCAACCACACGUCUGUCCGACCCCCGGAGGAGGAGUCAAACCUCAACCUUUCCUGCGCGCUGAACGAGAGAUCGGGAACGAGAGUUUCUGUUCUGCGUCCGGCUUCAUUAUCUUUACUUUCUGCUGUCGUUCUGACCACAGUCGCCCUAAAGGUUGUGGGUCUGUGAGGGGAAACAAGCAUCCUCAAAGGUCUGAGUCGACUUUAAAGAACCUUCUUUCUGAUGCUUCUACAAAUAAAAGUCUGCUAAAGUCAACAGAGCGUGUCUGAAUGUUUCUGAGGGAAAAGCUGCAUAAACACUAAAAAAAACUAAUAAUAAUAACUGACUCGU